GCGGGCCAAAAAGUUCUCCUUGAGCUUUACAGCUCUAUACCUGCUGCGAACUGUCCUCAGCCUAUUCUCCCUGAUCCCCCUCUUUCCGCCUUUGCCUCGUCUCUGAGUUCCAAUUGGCUGCAGGGCUAAAGACGCGCCGUCCCAGCCCACCCACAGUCUUUUUUAGAGCUCCGUCGGUGGCCGAGUUCACCGUGACUUCCUCGCCUUGGGAUCCGGGCUGAGCGUACGUAGACACGGCUACAGCAUGGCAGCUAGUCACGAUUAUAGAGGCUACCUACGGGACAGCGUUGAUCUGGAGGCGACCCAGCACCACCGCUUUCACCCGGUCCAGAGCUCGGAGACCACGUACCGGCCGUUCCUAAUUGGGACCCUUGCUAUUAUGGGAUUGCUUCAGGUGGCUUCCAGCGUGGCCAUCUUAUUGCACCUGACCGGUUAUCUGCAAGAGGUAGAUUUGUCCGCAGCACCACAUCGGCCUAUUGAGGAAAUGCAGACAGAACCAAUUAUGAAUGCCUUACAAGGCACGCAAAAACUGAGAAAAUGCAACAAGAACAGAUGUAAAAGUCCUAGAGACAGUGUGCCAUCGGCUCAUCUACCGAUCAGAGCGAAACAAGAGUACCCAAAAGGCAAGCAGCAACCUGUGACUAUCGAAUGGGACAAUAGCCAAGGAGAUCUCCACUGCAUUAAGUACGACAAAGGGAAGCUGUUAAUUGAUGAGCCUGGGUACUACUACGUCUAUGCCAAGACCUGCUUCCGCUACUACCAUAUGGCAGAGGACCGGGAGACCUCCUUGAUGGAAAACCUUCAGCUCAUCCAAUACAUUUGCCAUGACAUCCACCAACAGAAUACCAGGGUGAGACUGAUGAAAACUGGUAGCACCCCAAGAUGGAACAACACCAGCUACAACAUGUACUGUGCACAGCAAGGCCGUGGGGUGCGGCUAGAGCAGGGAGACGCGCUAUUCGUUAAUGUGUCUAACGCAUGGCUAUUGGACCGGGAGACUGAGGGGACAUACUUUGGGGUCAUAAAGCUGGCCAACUGACAUGUAAAUUAAUGGAGUGGACAUGCUACUGAACAUUCAAUAUGCCAAAGACCACUGUUAUUGCUAAUUUUCUUGUCACUAUUGUCGUCUCAUGUUGAUUUGUCAGAAGAAUUUCCUGUAAUUAUUCACACGUUUCACCACAAAGGUUGGUAAAAAAAACAAAUGAAAAGUGAUGGAUUGCCACUUUUACAAUUAGGUAAUGACUCGCAACGUUCAGACAUCACGAAAUGUAGAGACAAGUUCAAUUAUAUCUUUGUACCUUGUCCAAAACGGUACUGGAUAUGUUCAUAAAUAUUGACAAUUGCUGGGGAAUACUUGUUCAAUGUACUUUGGGGGAUUUAAACAGAUCUGUACCAUUUAAAACAAACCUCACAGGUCAGAGCUGGUCGGCCUGUACAUUGGAGCUCUUCUGGCAUCUGCUUACACUUUGUAUGGAGCCAGAUAAAACUAACAAUCCCCCAGACCUGUGUCUCUGACCCUUAGCAGACGCAUAUGGAGUGUUUGAUGGUCAAUGAGGCAUCCCUGCUCUAUGUAACCGAUGUAUGCUAUGGGGUAGAGUAGGCAGUGGGGAUUUGUUUUCCUUAAAGGUGGAAAAUGAAUAAUUUUCUCUGCCAUGUUUUAAGUCAAACAAGUAUGUUGUAGAUGUAAAACACAGAUUCUCGUGACGUAAAAUUGACAAAUGAUUAUUGACUAUCAACUUGCAAAGCAGAUAGCUGGACUGUCUGGCCAAUAAUGACAUGAAAAGUCUCCUUUAACUUGAACCAAAUUGAUUUUGGUUCAUCAUUAACUUAAUUUUUUUUUCAUUUGACUCUUCAGCGAGGUAAAUGGGAAUAUGCACUAAAUAUUUAUUUAUUAGUUUUAGAGUUACAGAGAGGGGCCACUGUUACAGUGAGUGCUCAGCUGUAGAACAACAGUAUAUUUCAUGUCUGUUUGACGUCCAUUAUGCAGCACUUAGAGGCUAUAGUAGACAUGCUUUUUGUUAUAAAAACACAGGGGCUUUCAUUUUGAAUUCAAUAUUUAUGUGUCUUAUUUUUGACAACUGUGUGUGCACUCGCCUUGACAUGAGCAGGAUGGAUGUAAUGUUUUAGAUUGUACAAUACAGUAAGAUUGUUGUUUAUACAAUAUUUUGUCAAUAUUAUUUAUGUUGUUAAUAAAACUACUUUUGUAACAAUUUGAAUGCA
Molecule: messenger RNA, 2220 nt
Organism: Boleophthalmus pectinirostris (great blue-spotted mudskipper)
Lineage: Eukaryota; Metazoa; Chordata; Actinopteri; Gobiiformes; Gobiidae
Gene: tnfsf11
Product: TNF superfamily member 11
Exons: 4
Coding region: 245-1039 (264 amino acids)
Biological process (GO): immune response
Cellular component (GO): membrane
Molecular function (GO): tumor necrosis factor receptor binding
Source: RefSeq, a predicted model, not a curated record